Panicum virgatum (switchgrass) is the source of this 5191-nucleotide messenger RNA. RefSeq names its product protein WEAK CHLOROPLAST MOVEMENT UNDER BLUE LIGHT 1-like. Lineage: Eukaryota; Viridiplantae; Streptophyta; Magnoliopsida; Poales; Poaceae. Bases 2592 to 4904 code for a protein of 770 amino acids. The record is from RefSeq and is a predicted model, not a curated record. The transcript is spliced from 2 exons.
UGUAGAGAGCGGAGGGCUCGAAACCGGUGGUCCCCGUCCGAUUUGCAAAUCACACGGCGACGACUGGCGGCCGGCGGGCAUAGGAGGUGGAGGGGCGACUAGGCAGCGUCAGGAGGAAGCGGCAGCAGUGGAGCAUAUAAUUUUGGGGACGGGGACGGUGGAUUGCGAUGGAACAGGCGACUGGCGCGACGCUCGAAGAGGCAGCAACUGGCGGCGGCGGUGUUCCGGAGGCGUUCUGGCUGGUUGCGGGGACGGCCGAGGAGGCGUCGGCUAGCGGCAGUGAAGUUCAUGGAAGCGGUGGAUGUAUCUUGAGCUCUCCUGGGCAGUACGAUUUUUCUCUCCCUCUAGCUUCGAUUUCGGAGUGUAUUUUUGUUCCUAGCGCUCCAUCUUUCUCCCCUAAUCUAGGAUAGAAAAUUGCGGAGCAGAGGCGCCACCACAUCCUAAAAUAGCAUAGAUUUAUCAUUGGUUUGCUCGGGCUCCUCCAUGCGGCAAUGCCUCGCCACCACUUCCUUUCAUUUUCUCCCCAACCGGAGGUCCAGCCUGAAUUUCCUUCCUCCUUCGGUCCUUCUUUGAGGAAUGCAUGUCUUGAAGGGAGAUAACGAAGAUGUAUUGAAAUGAGGUAUGGUACAUUGCAAAUUCCUACUUUGCUCCCCUGUGGCCCUGUUUGUUGGUUUAGUUUUUUUGUUGGAGUACUAUGUUGUUGCAGCGUGUUCUGCAUUCAGGUUGGGCAAAAAAAACAUUCUGUAUCGUCUACCUGGAUGCAUCAUGGGUUACGAGAAAGAAAGAACUUUCAUGACUGCCGUCAGUGUUUUCUUUUCUGGAAAAUACAGAAUUGUCUGUAUCAUGGGAAAUUAACUCUUUUCUCACAAUGCUAAGGCCAUGGAGGAUUUCAAAAUAUUGUUGCACUGCACAUUGGUACAGAUUCAAUGAGUAUAUUUAAAUUCGACAAUUAUAUGCGUUAUGUGCGAAUAUUGGAAUGGUGAUCCAAUCAACUUUUAGAUAGAUGGCUUGCCCUGCCAGCAUUCAACUUUGUUUUAGCGACCGCGCCUGAGCGCGUUUUUCAUUAAGAGGAGGGCCAGCAUUCAACUUUGAUGAGUUGAUUUAUCACCAUCACACUUUUUUCUUUGUGUUGGAUGACAAAAUGCUCUCACUUCACAAAAGGUUGCAUAACCGAUGUGCAAAUUGAACCGAAAUAGGAGUAGCGGUUGGAACUUGGAAGGCCAUUCUUUUAUGAUGAUUGCCAUGUACCUGUAUAGUAGACAUUAUGCUCCGUAUACCCUAUUUUAGGGGAUUCUUAAAGAAAAUUAAUUGAUAUCUGGGUGAGGCAAAUCUAACCUGUAAAACAUAAAUAAGUCCAAAAGUUGCCUCCACCAAAUACGGUGUCUGCAUAAAAUCUGUAAUAUGUGUUAGCAUUGAUCUUGUUACUAGACUGUGUCCAGGUCCAGCUAGUGUUUAUGUUCAUUCCUAUUAGUGCUAGGUAGAUUUCAGCUUUUAGUUAAAGAGAAUAAUAUGCAGAUCAUAGUCUUGAUUGCAUUAAUUAGGAGGAUAUCAUGGGCAGGUGUGCAGCCUUGUAUCCGCUAUACAUAUGUGAAAAAACGAUGAGGGCUAGAGUGGAUCAACAAAAUACUUGUGUGUUGUUGUGUUCUCAUGGGCAAACGAGCUGUUAGCGCGAUGGUCGGUUCUCCGGUUGGGAGGCCACCCGCCAGCGUUCGAACCCCAGGUUCUGCUGGUGUCGCACCAGAGUAAAAAAAGGCCACUCACUGUGCUAUUUAACAGGAAAUGUGUGGUCCACUGACGGUUGCAGCAUGAUACGCGGCCGCAGACGCACCCUUGACGUCAGUGGCACGUCCUGGAUAGCCUGGGCUUGUGGCCUUCUCUCGACCCUGCGGAAGAGAAAACUUCUAUCUUUUGUGUCAAACCUCGGGGCAGGUCAGGUCAUUCCCCCAAGGGUCGAGUUUUUUCUUUUGUGUUCUCAUGGGUGUGCCACCAGAGAAGAAAUACUAGUGUGUUUGUGAUAAACAUCUAGAAAGUGAGGGACUGAUUUCCAACAAUAUGAUUUAGUCAUUUAUGCUGUCUACAUAUUUAUUCUGCCUUACUAGCUACCUAAGAUUUGUAUAAUUUUCUAAAUAGGAGUACUGAAUCAAACCCCAAAUGUAAAUCAUUUAUUCUAUGGUGAACAAUGCAUGUUUCCCAAAGUGUGAGUAAAAUAGUGGAUAUGUUGCUAUUUCAAGGUCAUGCAACUGAUUUGAUGUGUUGUUUUCUUAAAAAACUUUUAGAUGCAAUGCAUAUGGAAGUUUUCUUAUAGGGCAGACUGUCUUCUCUUAAGAAAAUAUACAAGUAUUUACAUGAUAUAAGAUUAUUUUUCUCCUAAGAAUGCUUGAAAAGCCACAUCUUUUUCUGAUUCUUGGGGUUACACUAUGGAGUCUAUGGACCAUCUCAAAUAACAUCGAUAAUUUCACAUAAUAUGAAUGGGAAUUCAUAAAAGCAUUUUCUUCAACUAAUAUGGUUAUUACUUGCCAGGUACGCAGUGGCAAAUCUAUCCAUGAUAAUUUUCUGAAAUUAUCAUUCAGUAAUCUCUUGCAUGCUGCAGAAUGGAUGAAGUGAGUGUGGAAAGGGUGCCACUGGUAUCUGUUGUUUCUGACUCUGUCAAUGUGGAAGCAAGUUUGAUUGAUUCAGAACCUCCUGCUUCCUUGGAUUUUCCUGAAAAAGCCCCGUUUGUCCAUAGUAGACAUUUAAGUGAAGAUUUAAGUGCCCUUACAAUUAAUGAUUUGCGUGUGAACAGUGGAGAGCAGAAUUGCAAUGAGCAGAUUGAAGGAAAGGGCGUAAGUAGUCAUGGUCACAUUAGACAUUUUAGUGCAGAUUUAAGUUCCCUUGCAAUUAAUGAUUUAUAUGCAAACAAAGGAGAAGAGAAUGGCCAUAACCUGCUUGAUGGAAAGGGAGAAAGUCGUCCUAAUUCAGCUGAAAGAAACAUUUAUAAGGCAGCAGAGAUUGCUGAACGCUUCAUUAAAUCUAUAGAUAACAGAGUGCUUGUUGACACUGGAGCACCAAUAGAAUCCGUUAAAGAGGCAGUAAGCAAAUUUGGAGGCAUUCUUGACUGGAAGGAGAGACGUAAAAAUGUACAAAAUGCACUUGACAAGGCACUUGAAGAUACUCCUGAUUACCAAAGAAGAGCGGAAGCUACAGAAGCUGAGAAAAAAAAAGUUCUAAUGGAAUUGUGUACCACUAGGCGAACCAUAGAAGGGCUCAAGCUUAACUUGGAGAAGGCACAAACUGAGGCAAUACAAGCACAACAAGACUCGGAGCUCGCUAAUAUACGGUUCAAGGAGAUACAACAGGGAAUUGCUUGCAGAGAGAGUGCUGCAGCAAAGGCAGAGAUUGAACUCGCAAAAUACCGCCAUGCUAAUGCCUUAGCAGAAUUACAGUCUGUGAAAGAUGAGCUAGAACAACUUCAGAAGGAGUACACGUCCUUAAAAACUAAAAGGGACAAUGCUGAGACAAAGGCAUGUGAAUCCAGUGCUGCAUCACAGGAGAUUGAGAAGACCGUUGAUGACCUCACCCUUGAGCUCAUCGCAUUGAAACAAUCGCUGACAUCUUCUCAAGCUACACAUAUCAUAGCGGAGGAACAAAAAUUAAAUGUCGCUUUGGCAUAUCAACAAGAGAAGGCAAAAUGGCAGAAUGAGCUGAAACAAGUUGAUGAGGAGGUUCAAAAGAUACGUGAUGCAGCAUCAGUCAACAAAGAUCUCGAGUCCAAGCUAGAAGCUGCCUCUACACUGUUAGUGAAGUUGCAAGAUCAGUUUUCUACUUAUUUGAAAGGGGAGGAGUGGCCUGACGAGGUUAUCCUAGAUGGAGAGGCAGGGAGACCAAUUGUUAGUACUCGGGCGAAGCUGGCGAAGAGUAGGAAGGAGCUGGAGGACAUGAGGGCUGACACUAAAAGGGCCAAGGAUGAGGUCAGAAUACUUUGGAAUGCUGCUGCUACACUGCGAACUGAUAUAGAGAGGAAGGAGACAGAUCUGGGGGCAUUGAGACACAAAGAGCACCUCGCUUCUGUUUCUGUCAUAUCUCUACAGGAUGAAUUGAGCAACAAGACAUAUGAGCUCAAUAUUGUUCAUGAAAGAACAAAAGCAGCUGAGAUGCCUGCAGAGCUACAGCAGGCAACUAAAGUCAUGGAACAAGCAAACUCAAAAGCUCAGAUGGCCCGUCAUGAGCUGGCGAAGGCUAGGGAAGAGGCAGAUCAAGCCAAGGCACAAGUUAAUGUCGCCAAGUUGAGGCUUGAAGCAGUGUCGAGGGAGAUUCUUGCAGUGAACACAUCUGAAGAAAUUGCAACCGCCUCAGCAAAUGCACUGCAAGAAUACAAGCUGGAUACACAUAUAGACCCUCAAGCUGAACGAGUAAGCGACAACUAUGUGACGUUAUCACUUGAAGAGUACGAUGCAUUAAGCAAGAAAGCACAAGAUGCUGAGGACCUUGCCAAGAAGCAGGUCAUUAAGGCUGUUGAGAAGAUCAAGCAAGCCAAGGAUGCAGAGGUGAGGAGCUUGAAUCAGCUGGAGCAGCUGGCCAAGCAGAUCAAUGGGAGGAUGUUGGAGCUGAGGGCCGUACAGGAGAAAGCCAAUUCGGCACAAUAUGGCAAGUUGACCAUGGAGAACGAGCUGAGGAAACGGAGGGCCACACAUGAGCAACAGACGGAUGCGGGUGAGUCAGCCCAUAGCAUUGCUGAUCUCCCAAAUUUGAAGAACUCGUCGUUGUCUUUUGAUGCAGCAGCAUCCACCUCCAAUCCUCACAUGGUUGGAUCAUUGUCUAGAGCUGACACGAUAGCGGCAACUAGGGUGAAAGAACCGAAGCCACGAAAGUCGUUGUUACCACGGUCCAUAGUAGCUAUGUUCGUGUCUAGGAAGAAGACACAUUGAAAGUAACAUUCCUUCCCACUGAUAAUAGUGUGUUCUUUAGUAUGAUCAAUUUGUACAUGUACUCGUGUAGUAGGUUACAAUUUCAAACGCACAAUUGUAGAACUGAUCUAGAAAUUUUAUUUAAGUCGCGCUGAAGAUUUAUCGAGCAUUGAUCGAGUUGUCUCUCUGAUCACUGUGCUAAUAUUGUUAGAAGCAUACAGCACGACUUCUUGGCUGUUGUUGACAUGAGAAUUUGAUGUUGGAUGUUGAAGAAUGAAUUCAAGAAAUUGCAUAAGCUGUAUGAGAAA